Molecule: messenger RNA, 2038 nt
Organism: Stegodyphus dumicola
Lineage: Eukaryota; Metazoa; Arthropoda; Arachnida; Araneae; Eresidae
Product: E3 ubiquitin-protein transferase MAEA-like
Biological process (GO): proteasome-mediated ubiquitin-dependent protein catabolic process
Cellular component (GO): nucleus; cytoplasm; GID complex
Molecular function (GO): ubiquitin protein ligase activity; protein binding
Source: RefSeq, a predicted model, not a curated record
UAUUGCUAACCGAACAGUGUUAAAAUAUGGACGUGUUUGAUACUUUUACAAUUUUAUGCGCAUAUCAUAUAUUUAAUGAUAAUAUAAAAUGAAUUACCAUGUAUUUUAGAAAAAUCAUAAUGAAAAGUAAUGUGUCAUGAUAUAAGAGUAUUUAAGCAGAAAUAUAAUAUUUUUAGCUCAAAUAUAUAGGCAUUGCUUAUUUCGUCCCUUUUAGUAAUGGCAGAAGUGAAAGCAUUAGAGCAUCCUACUCUUAAGGUACCUUAUGAAGUUCUUAAUAAAAAGUUUAGAACCGCUCAAAAGACAAUAGAUCGAGAAGUUUCUCAUGUUCAGAAUGCUGCGUCUGAGCUAGAGAAAGGGCUGCUGAAAAAAUCACCAGUAGUUGGAGAAAUAAAUGCGUUGUUAGGAGGUGUUGUCGAGAAGUUGAAUAUUUUAAAGAGAAAAUUAGUUAGCAGUAAUUCUGAAGGUAGUGUUAGUGAGGAACUUGAAGCGGCAUCAGUCUGUAAACGUCGAUUAGAUCACUUAAAAGAACAUGGAAGUUCUUCAGAAUCUGCUGUUACCCAGUGGAAGAAAAAACGUCUUGAUCGGAUGCUUGUUGAUCAUUUUUUGCGUUGUGGAUACUAUAACACAGCUCUGAAAUUAGCCAAACAUUCUAACAUUGAAGAUUUAACGAAUAUUAAUUUAUUUCUCAUAUCGAAAGAAGUAGAAGAAUCAUUGCAAAGACACGAGACUGCAAACUGUUUAAAUUGGUGUUACGACAAUAAAUCCAAGCUCAGGAAACUUAAAAGCUCAUUGGAGUUUAAUUUACGACAGCAAGAAUUUAUUGAACUGAUCCGUCAAGAUUUGCGUAUUGAAGCCAUAAAACAUGCCCGGAAAUAUUUCUCUAAUGUGGAGGAUGACCAUUUGAAAGAAGUUCAGCAUGUUAUGGGAUUACUUGCGUUUCCUCUUUGUACCACACUGCAUCCUUAUAAAGAUUACUUUGAUGAAGCCAGGUGGGAUAAAUUGGUAUUGCAGUUUAGGCACGAUAACUUUAAGCUGUAUCAGCUCAGUAAUGUAUCUGUUUUCUCAGUCUCUCUUCAGGCUGGUUUAUCUGCUUUGAAAACUCCAAUUUGUUACAAACCAGAAGGUGAACGUAACACUGAUUGCCCUGUAUGUGGACCAGCUUUGAAUACUUUAGCCCAGUCUCUUCCUUACUCUCAUUGUUCACAGUCACGUUUGGUUUGUUACAUCUCGGGAGAGCCAUUAAAUGAACACAAUCAUCCUCUUAUGUUACCAAAUGGAUAUGUUUAUGGAGAGUUGUCGUUAAAACAAAUGGCAGCAGAAAAUAAUGGCAAAGUGACAUGCCCACGUACAAAAGAGGUGUAUGACUUUAAAGAAGCUGAAAAAAUAUUUGUCAUGUAAAUUUAAUCAUUUGCUUGUAUUGCUGCAAUAGUAUAGAACUGUUUUAGACUCUUAUUAUAUUAAAUGCAACUUUUUUUAAAAUUUUUUCCUAAUGUAGUUAAAACUGUCUUUUAUAUGUAACUGGUUUAAUUUCUAAGUAAAGAAAUUAUUAUGAAUGUAAUAUUGUUUAUAUGUAUAUAAUAAAAUUUAGAACCUAUUCCUUUUGUUCAUUUGGCUUUAUAAUUUUAUUUUUGGAAGUGUACAUUUACUGAGGAUCUGAUGGAUUUAUACAGUAGCCAAUUCAAAAUUGGAAAUGUAAUUUUUCUUUAAUAUAUAUCGAUUAAUGAUACAAAAGCUAAGCAUAAAAUAAAUUCAGCGAUUCACAUUAAGAAUAAUAUGUUGUUUAAUAACUUCCUUGAUUUAAACUGUUGAAAAUAUGAGAGUGAAUUCAUUAAUUGUAGUUUUUAAUUUUGUAUGCAUGAUUAUGUGAAAUUUUUUGAUACAAUUGUAAUACAGUAUUUUGUCAAAAAAUUUUAAUUGUAUCGUAUCUUUAAUGUUUUUCAUAUGUUGUCAUUUGAGACGUUCAUCAAUUUUCCAUGCCUUUUUCUUUUUUGUACCUAUAAUUUUAAAUAAAUAUUUGAUAUAUGAUUUGCAAAAUAUA